AUGUCUCCUAAAUGUGCGAAGUGUUUAGGCAGUACAAAUGUUAAAGAUAAGGAUAGUGUAUUACGUUGCAGUCGUUGUGAUACUGUCGUACAUGUAAAGUGUAUUUCUACUAAUGAUAGUUUACUUGAUGCUUUGAAAAACUGCAGUGGUCUGAAAUGGUUCUGUGAUGGUUGUGUGAAGCUUCCGUUCAACUUAGAUUCACUCUCAAAAUUAGUUGAUGCUAGUAGACAAGAUAUAUUGGAUAAAAUUGAGAGUAACAAAAAUGAAAUGAUAACAAGACUUGAGAAACUGGAUGAAGUCAACACUCAGGUUUGA
Helobdella robusta is the source of this 315-nucleotide messenger RNA. RefSeq lists its product as hypothetical. The transcript has a single exon. Bases 1 to 315 code for a protein of 104 amino acids. NCBI's taxonomy places the organism in Eukaryota, Metazoa, Annelida, Clitellata, Rhynchobdellida, Glossiphoniidae. The record is from RefSeq and is a predicted model, not a curated record.